AUGGCAAGUUCAGCCGCCUCAUCUGUGCGACCGCCAAGGCCCAAGAAAGAACUGCAGGUGCUCAUUAUCCCCAAAAAUGCGGCAGAGGAGCAGAAGCUUAAGCUGGAGUGGCUCAUGAAGAACCCAGAUAAAGCAGUUCCAAUUCUGGGGAAAAUGAGUAAAUGGGCACCUCGACCUCCCCCAGAAUUUGUCCAAGAUGUAAUGGGUUCAAGUGCUGGGGCUGGCAGUGGAAAGUUCCACGUGUACAAUCAUCUGUGCCGCAGAGAGUACCAGCGACAGAACUACAUGGUUGCCAUGGUUGAGAAGAAACUGGAUGCAGAGUUUCAGAAAAGACUGGAAAAGAAUAAAAUUGCUGCAGAGAAGCAGACUGCAAAGCAUCAGAAAAAGUGCCAGAAAUUAAAAGAGAAGGAAUUUGUUGGGGAAUUACUGGAAAAGAAGAUGAAACUUGAGCAGAAGAAUCAAAAAGAAGGUCUAACAGCAACCCAGUAA
Molecule: messenger RNA, 489 nt
Organism: Sciurus carolinensis (gray squirrel)
Lineage: Eukaryota; Metazoa; Chordata; Mammalia; Rodentia; Sciuridae
Product: PRKR-interacting protein 1-like
Exons: 2
Coding region: 1-489 (162 amino acids)
Biological process (GO): negative regulation of protein kinase activity
Cellular component (GO): nucleolus
Molecular function (GO): protein kinase inhibitor activity; protein kinase binding; double-stranded RNA binding
Source: RefSeq, a predicted model, not a curated record